This is a messenger RNA of Dracunculus medinensis (Guinea worm), 1272 nucleotides long. The record is from the annotation of a GenBank genome assembly. NCBI's taxonomy places the organism in Eukaryota, Metazoa, Nematoda, Chromadorea, Rhabditida, Dracunculidae.
AUGCAUCUUAACCUGCUAAUUGGUGAUGAAGUAUUUGAAAUCUGCGAUGGAACACAAUCAUUUUUGGAACGUGAUAAUUUCGAAAAAGAACUCGGAUAUGCUGAUGAUGAUCCAUUCGCUGAAGAUUUUUCUGAUAUAAGUCAGCAUGAUAUUAUCACUGUUAUUGCUGAUGGGGAUCGAGUCGCACGACCAAUAUUGGUGAUUUAUGCAUAUCGGCUACCAUCCAAUAAAUCUUUUGAUCACCAAAAAUUUCUCAGAUUCUUGCAAUUCACAUUGGACAAAGUUGUAGAGCUUGAUUAUACAAUUGUUUACUUUCAUUAUGGGCUGCGUAGUAAUAAUAAACCGCCUCUAAGAUGGCUUGUACAAGCUUAUUUAAUUUUGGAUCGGAAAUAUAAGAAAAAUUUAAAAGCGCUGUUCCUUGUUCAUCCAACAAGAUUCAUUCGAUUUGUUUGGGGAAUGUUUAAGCCAUUUAUUUCAAUAAAAUUCGAACGAAAAGUGCAUUACGUGAAUUUUCUUCAUGAACUUAACGUGUUUCUUCAUGUGGAACAAUUAAACCUUCCUCAACCUGUUUUAGACCAUGAUUUGGCAUUGCUUCAGUCAUCAGAUACCUUUUCAAAUAAUUCAUCGUUUUCAAAAUCUCCUUUAAUACCUCCUCGUCCAACGCAACAAUUCAACGUACCGUUAAGCUUUAUAUUAUCGCAUCAUCCCGAUUGCGACAUACCCCCUAUUGUCACCGAUCUCAUUUCUUUUUUGCGUGAAUACUCUCUUGAGGUUGAAGGUCUUUUUCGCCGUUCAGCUGAUGUUGCUUCAAUAAAGCGAUUACAAGAAAGAAUCGAUCGAGGAGAAAAAAUAGAUUUUUUAAAUGAAGAACCUUAUAAAAACAAUGUUAUUGGUGCUUCAAUUGACGCAUCUGUAUUGCUCAAAACAUUUCUUCGUUCAUUGGGUGAACCAGUUAUCACUAACGAAUUGUAUCCAAAAUUGGCUGCUUUGGCAGACAUUCCUAAGGAAAACAAAUUGGAAGCAAUUUGUGAAUUCGUAAUGUUAUUGCCAUCAGAGAAUCGGCUUCUGCUCAAUACUGUUUGCCAUUUUCUUAGAGAAGUCGCAGCUCAUAGUAAAUUUAAUUUGAUGAAUGCUAAUAAUCUUAGUGUUGUAUUCGGACCCAAUCUUACAUGGCCUACUGACAAACAGGUGCCUAUAUCGCAGUUGAACAAUUUAAAUAAUUUCUGUUAUCGCCUUAUUGUCGACUAUAAUGUUGUUUUUGCUAAUGCUUAA